Saccoglossus kowalevskii is the source of this 1551-nucleotide messenger RNA. Its product is annotated as DNA replication licensing factor mcm7-like. The record is from RefSeq and is a predicted model, not a curated record. Gene Ontology annotation, molecular function: ATP binding; single-stranded DNA helicase activity; single-stranded DNA binding. Gene Ontology annotation, biological process: DNA replication; DNA replication initiation; DNA strand elongation involved in DNA replication. NCBI's taxonomy places the organism in Eukaryota, Metazoa, Hemichordata, Enteropneusta, Harrimaniidae. Gene Ontology annotation, cellular component: nucleus; MCM complex.
AUGUGCGGGGAGAAGAGGUGCCUAGAACUGAAAAAGUGUUUUUGUCUGUCUCUUCAAAACAUAGAUAAAAACAAAAACUUCAUCUUGAAGCGUUUUCUCGGUGACACAGUAGACUGUACAAACUCGUUGCCGAAUCCUUCUGAAUUAUUCCUUGAUCUUUCAGAAAUCGUCGGUCCCGAUGACCCCAAAAGCCGUGAAUUGGAAGUUUCCAAAUUGAACCAGAGUGGUGGUGUUGAUGGUGGUGGUGGUGGUGAUGAUGAUCAUGAUGCCGACAGUGACUCGGACAUUUCACGCCUUUUUUUGCCAGACGACUUUUAUCAAGAGGAUCUACGGGAGUUUGAUGGCCUGUCAGAAGGCCAUUCGUGUCAGCUUUCUGACAUAGUUUUAGAUUCGGAUAUCGGCCUUUGUCCCCCACCAUGUCCACGUUCAAGGCCCCCUUGUCCACUCAUACGCCAACCUUUGCAUUUUGUUGUCGACGACACCUUCGAUAGAAUCACAAAGUUGAAAAUGAAAUUUGCCGAGGUGAAAGCCAAAAUCCAACUAAACAAAAUAAAACAGUUUUUAGGAGAAUUCUACAAAGACAGCGAUGAUGGUGGUAAAGAUUUCAAGUAUGGCCGGCAAUUGGUUCAUCUAGCCCACCGUGAGCAGGUCGAAUUGACAAUAGACUUGGAGGAUGUAGCGGAAGUGGAUCCAGACUUGGCAGAGGCCAUUGUUGAAAACACCAGAAGAUACACCAAUUUAUUUGCUGAUGCAGUGUAUGAAAUGAUGCCAGACUACAAAGAGAAAGAGAUUGUCAACAAAGAUUCCCUUGAUGUGUACAUCGAACAUCGUUUAAUGAUGGAGCAGAGGUUGCGAGGAGGAAGACAGAAUGAAACUGAAGAAAGAGAUGCUAGAAAUAAGUAUCCUCCAGAGCUGAUGAGAAGAUAUGAAAUCCAUUUUAAGGCGCCUUCAACUCAGAAACCUAUGGCGACACGUGAUGUUAAAGCCGAUAGCAUCGGUAAACUGGUUGUAGUGCGUGGUAUUGUAACGCGGUGCACCGAAGUGAAACCUAUGAUGACCGUGGCUACAUAUACGUGUGAUCAGUGCGGGGCAGAAACAUACCAAGUUAUAAAUUCACCAACAUUUAUGCCAUUAUUGACCUGCCCAAGCCAAGAGUGUACCACCAAUAAGUCUGGUGGACGACUGUAUCUUCAGACUAGGGGAUCCAAAUUCACGAAGUUCCAGGAAGUGAAGAUCCAAGAACAUAGUGAUCAAGUACCAGUCGGUAACAUUCCUCGUAGCAUAACGAUUCACUGUCGAGGUGAAACGACAAGACAGUGUGGACCUGGAGACCAUAUCAGUGUCACAGGACUAUUUCUCCCAAUGCUGAAAACUGGAUUCAGACAAAUGGCACAGGGUCUUCUCUCCGAGACAUAUCUGGAAGCAAAUAGAAUUGUUACUAUGAAUAAAACACAAGAUGAUGAACUUACAGCUAAAGAGUUGUCAGAAGAAGAAAUCAGACAGAUAGCUGGUAAGAAAUGUCAUGUUUAUGUCAUAUAUGUUUAUCAGUAA